Molecule: messenger RNA, 4353 nt
Organism: Ceratina calcarata
Lineage: Eukaryota; Metazoa; Arthropoda; Insecta; Hymenoptera; Apidae
Product: transcription factor Sox-11
Exons: 2
Coding region: 751-2049 (432 amino acids)
Biological process (GO): positive regulation of transcription by RNA polymerase II; brain development; negative regulation of transcription by RNA polymerase II
Cellular component (GO): nucleus
Molecular function (GO): DNA-binding transcription activator activity, RNA polymerase II-specific; RNA polymerase II cis-regulatory region sequence-specific DNA binding
Source: RefSeq, a predicted model, not a curated record
CGAUGAUGCACGUAUGCAUCGGGAGAUAGAUGGCGCCCGAACUGGAAAAGUAAUGCUCGUCAAAAGUUUUCCUCGUGUUUUUACGUCGUCGUCGUCGGGUCUGAAUGCGUUAAAGAGGGACAAAGCGGAACCGUGCGGGCUGCAUCGGCUGGAUUGGUAGGAGAGGAACGGAACGGCCGAGGAGCGUGUUUACGCGAGUUAGUGGGGGUAGGCAUCACAGCUGAGCGUAGUAUAGAGGUGAGCGAGUGACGCGAGGGCGAGUUUAGUUGCGAAUGAGCGCUCGUCGGGCGAGCAGCGUCGUUGCGGCGUCGGUCGAUAAUGUCAUCCUCGUGAUCGACGAGCAGCAAUCGGCUCUUGAACUCUGAAUAACCGCUUCCGAGGACGGAGAAAAGGUGCGCGAACACCGUUCAUUCGUUCUGACGAGAGUAAUUAUUAUCAGUAGUCUCCGAGGAGGAGCAGUGCACGCAUCGUUCGGGGAGUAUUAUUCAGUGCGAAUAAGCGGAAGUGCGAGAUAAUAAUCGUUGACACUUGGCUCGCGAGGAAAGUCGACGUGAAGAUUGCCGCGCGAGUGCCCUCGCGUUUUCCGCGCCCGCUUAAUAUAUCGGAUAUAACGCCCAGUCCUCGAGAAUCGACUUUUGUGAGAGUAUCACUAGUGGAUCGUCGAGGAGGAAACGUAUUUUUUCUCGGAUAGUGAAGAAACUGAAUAGAGAGGAAGAUAGAGAAGUGAAGUGACGAAGAAAUUUGUUAGAAAUGGUGCCGCAACAGCAGGACAGCCCCUCGAGCUCGGGGAUUCCUAUGUUCGGAUCGCUGCUUGUGGAUAAAAAUUCAGCGACGCCCUACUCGGACGCGACACAGACGAAGAAGAACAAUCCGAAUCACAUAAAGAGACCGAUGAACGCGUUCAUGGUUUGGUCGCAGAUCGAGCGUAGAAAGAUCUGCGAGAUCCAGCCGGACAUGCACAACGCGGAGAUCAGUAAACGUCUGGGUAGAAGAUGGAAAACAUUGGACGACGCUGAGAGAAGACCGUUCAUCGAGGAGGCGGAACGGCUUAGACAGUUGCACAUGGUAGAAUACCCGGAUUACAAGUACAGGCCGCGAAAGAAAACGUCGAAACCGGCAGCCACGGCGGUCGGCGCGAAGACGUCCGCUGGGAAAAAAGUGAGAAAAUCGGUGGUCGGUGGCAAGAGUCGAAACGAUAGCAAUAACAAUAUGGCAACGAGCGGAGCGGCGGUCGGUUCGGUGAAGAGGUUGCAACAACAUACAUCGGUCAAUAAAACCGUGUCGCGUUUGAAGGUCAGACUUGCUCUCGAUAAGAGACCGGCGCUCGAUUACACACCCGCUCCGCCGAUCGUCAGCGCGAAGAUACCCAGCAGUCCCUCCUGCGUCACGCCGGACUCACCCGAAUCGGCGACCUUCUACAGCGAAGAAAACUUCCUGGAGACCAGGUUAGCGGCCAUCAGCAACGAGGCCACGUCACCGAUGAGGACGGUAACGAAGAUCAAACGAGAAGCCAGCUUCGACAUGGACUAUGAAACGUUCGAGCCAAAGGACAGAUUGCUGUCCUCCGUUUCGAACCCGGCAGCAAUUACCUUCGCGUCUGUAGAAGACGCGAACAGGAUACCCAAUCAUCACGAUCCAUCGGCGACGGUGAAAAUGGAGAUGGACGUAGAGACCUCGGCUAUGAACGAAUGUUCUGAUCGAUUAACACAAUCGGCCGUGGCCACUGGAACUACGACUAUACCCACGAUACCUUCUCUGAGCAACGACUUAACGAUAAAGUCGGAUGAUGACAACGACGCCGUCAUCGAGAGGAUGGAAGAACCGACGAACAAUCCCAGCCUGGCGGAUCUUUACUCGUUGACGGAUCUGCUGCAGAUACAGCCGUCGGACUUCAAAAUCGAUCUAGACAUGGAAACGAUAGCCACGGACCUGGACACGUUCGAAACUGCUAGCUCUAGCAGUGGAUCACACUUUGAGUUCUCGUGCACGCCAGAUGUUACGGACAUGCUGUCUACCAUUGGCGUAGCCAACGACUGGGUCAGCUUUUGAGAGGACCGGGAGGUUCUCUUGAAUCUUUAUGUACUACGGACGUAGUUUCAUCAGUCUUUCAUUACGCGUUACGUCGCUCUUUCUAUUGUAUUACCAAGUUUACUUUUUUCUCGCCGCCUCUUUCCGUUCUUGCUUUGUUAACAACUCUCGUUACUUUCUUCGUGUACUAUAGGAGAAACACUUUCGAUAUACUUACGUGAAACGUUUGAUCUCAUACAUGCUCUUUAUCCUUAUUGUUCGUUACGAAGCGGUACGUAAAUAUCUAGUAGGCACUCGUUCAUCAAAUUGAAUCGUUAGUUUAUUCGCGACGAGCUCUGCGGAUCGCGAUCGUUCUUUCUGAUCACGACGAAAUCGGUGCUGCGUAAAACGAGUUUACGCGACGCAACGUGGGGGUAGGGAACACACUGCCAAAUUUCCAUUUUACACGGCUGUUUUAUUCCCAUCGGAAACUCGACUGUAUUACGGGUCGUUCUUCUCGUCACUGCCAAUCAGCGACAAAGCUGACCGAACUCCUCUCUCCGAGCCCUGUCCCCUUCUAUACUUAACGAAUCCAAUAGGCUGUGAGAAUACACGACAAUCGACCAAUUUUUCCGAAUUAAAAAAAGAGAGGUGCUCUUGCAGAGUUUGGAAAUGUCGCCAUAGGGUCGUCGGCGUUGUCCUUAUAUCGUAAAGAAGUGAGAACGAGGGAUCUCCGUUGAAAAUCAUUGCUCGUCAAUUUUAUACAAUUUUUCAUAUGCAAAAGUCGUAAACUCGAAGAAUGAUUUUCAUCGUGAGACCCUUCUGUUUUAGGAGCAAUGCUGCAGAUUUGUCGAGGAAAUGUAGGAGAAAAAAUUUGAUGCAUAUACGAAAUCGCGAACGUUUUAAUUUAAAUAAUAAUAAUAAUAAUCUGCAGUUUAUUUUUUCAUGAGGUAUUUAAUAGUAGGAUACAGUGCGAUUAUCCCUCGUUAUCAAUUCCUCAGUUGUCUAUUCUAAUCGAUGCGCAUCUGCCUCCUCCUCCUUCUCCUCCUUACGUGUGCUCUAUCUUAUCUGAAUCGUGCAUCUCCUCUUUUCUACCGAAACGAAAUUCGGCCGCACCUGCUACAAAACGAGUUUCCCUGAAACGAAUAUUCACGCUGCUCAAUAAAAAGGUGUACCGGAAACGAGAAGUUUGCGUCGCGGCUUCUUCUCGUAUAAAAGAGACUACGGCAGGGAUCUCAGAAUUUAUCCCUCGGCCGGAAAGUGGAGACGACGCGACCAUGGGGACUGGUACUUGAUGGGGAUAUGCCUAGGCAUAGUCAGCGAAGGCGCAUGAGGAGAAUAAUAGUGGGGAUCAAAAUACGGGCGAAGCGAGCCGUGCGGGAUAAAUUUUGAGAUCCCUGGACUACGGGACCGUCGCCGGGGGAAGAAGUUAUUACAGUAUUGCGUCGGUGAAAAGUCACGACGUGUCUCUCGACGCUCGUUUUGUAAUUUAUACCCGUAAGUAUACAUAUAGAGAUAAAAAAGAAAACAAAAGAAACGAGAACACACCAAAGUGCAAUAUUACGCGUAUGUAUACAUAUAUAUUAUAUAUUUGUAAAUGUUCAAACGGUGGGAACAAAAGGACAGAUCGGCGAGGAUAAACGGUCUCGCGAGGAGAGAAAAUUCGAAGACAUACGAAAGGCAAUGGCAAUACCGAUCUCAAUUAAUCAGAAAAAUAGAAAUGUAUUUUUCCAAUAGAGAAUCGCGGCAGGUGUCGGUUUACGCCGUCGCGAAUGUACAUAGGUAUAUGUAAAACGUCGUGAAAUGAGAAAUCUUGCCAGCGAAAAUAGCGCGGCCGAUAUUUUUGCAAAUUGAAAUUUAUAGGUAUAGUCGAGCGUUUUUUUACCCGGCGAGUUUGCAACGAGGGAUGGGUCGGGGAUAAAUCUGUCGAUUGAGCAUGUUUCGUGGAAUCGCCUCGUUAGGUCGGUUUGAAAUUAUUUUUAAGUGACGGAAGAAAGGUCGUCCGAGAAUUCGUCUGAUCCAGCAAGUGAUUUGCCAAAUCCUACUUUCCCUCUUAUCUUUCUGAUUUUCCCUCUAUCACGGAUUCUCCUCGAUUUCGCGAGAGCGAACCUUUUUUUUGUAACCAUGCUUCAGACGGGAAGAUCGUUCAGCUCCUCUCCUAAAUGUUGUAGACUUAAGUUUUUCAUAACACACGACGAUAGUUUAGUUGCGCCAACGACUAACUUUAUACAUGUAACAACUGUACAUUUGUAUUUAGUCCUUUGUUUAUAAUACGUAUUACCCUGUUGUUAAGUAUCCAAUUUAUAUAAUUUUUUUAUCGAACUUAUUAAAAAAUAUUUAAAACCA